GUGAAUCAAUGCGUCGGAAGUUGCUGCGACAAGAUCGAGACGUGUCAUCCGCACACCGUCAAUAUUGUCAACAGACCGGUAAAUCUUUACGUUUCACCUGUUCUACGGUGUUUUAUUCGAGAAAAAAGAUUUUCGCUUUAAGACCUGUCAUCUGAAGGUAUACGGUAUUAGUUGAUUCACGGCUGACUUGAGCCAUCGAAAAAGGGCCCUGAAAAGAUUUUCAAAGAAAGAAACAGUGCCUGGUUGGUGGAGAGCGCAGACAGGCCCCCUUUUUUAACCAGGGAAUGCUCUCUGGUCCCAGUGGGACUUCUGAAUGAGACCAAAUUUACGUAUUUUUUCACGCUGAUUCCAAAUCUGGCCUCAAAAUUUGCCGCGGAGGUCUGUGAAAAAAGUUAUGGACCCUCAAACGUCGAAAUUUUUGGUGUUUCUCAUUGAGCUCUUUCUUUUAAGCUUGCUUUAAGUCGGCUUCAAAGAUGCUCAUAAGAAAGAAAUAACAUAAAUAAGAACUUUUUAUAGAUAUUUAGGAUUCCGAAACGUUUCAGAUCGUCGAGAUGGUCUACAUCGGAAACGACCGAUUCAUGGUCAACACGACGCGGAACAUCACCAUGGAGGAGCACACUUCCUGCUCUUGCUUCGAUUGUGGCGCCAAUGUGAUUUUCCGAAACAUUUUGAUUAUUUGAUCUAUUUUUGAGAAAUUUUAGUAUGAUCUACCUUUUUUAGAAAAAAUGUUGGUCUCAUAGAUAAUUUUUCAUGGAGUUUCGAAAAAAAGCUUUUUUUAUAUUUUUUUAGAAAAUUAUUGAGGAGAAGUUUUAGGCUUAAACCGAUUUCUGAAAUAGUUUUGGUCUUCUAAUCAAUUUUUUUCAAAUAAUUUUUAGGUUUAUAAUGAAUAUUUGAAAAAAAGGUCGAUGUAUUAUAACAAAUUUUUUUAUUGAGUUUUUGAAAAAAAGAUUCUAAUACUUUUUUUAAAGAAAUUGUUGGCCUUAUAAUUACUCUUCGAGGAAAUUUUUGGUCUUUUUAAUCAAUUUUUGAGGAAUUUUUAAGGCUUUAAACAACUCUGAAAAAAAGAUUUUUUUACGAUCAGUUUGUAAACAUUUUGAUAAAAUCGUGAAAAAUUUGCCGGCUUGAAAGGUAAUUUGGAAACUUAACAAGUUGCGGGCUUUUUGCGGGAGACUCCAGGGACACCUUUUUUAACGAAAUUUUCUUCUUUUGAUAGUUUUUCAAUUAUUUUGAUUAUUCAUGGUUUUAAAAUAUCAGUUGUAUGAAUGAAAAAAAGAAAACAUUUGUUUUUUCUAUUUUUCCACGACUCCGUUUUGAACCGAGUUCCCGCCAAAAACCGCGACGCGUACGCAGCGCUUGACCCUUCAAGUAGUGAUAAUCCGUUCAGAUUCUGAAUGUCAAAAAGAAUGACGUCAUUCGAAAACGCUCUGUGGAUGGCUCGCUCUCUGAUUGGUUUAUCGCGCCAUGGGGGGCGGAGCUUGAGCGAGGACAUUUGAAAUCUGAACAGACUAUUAAUAAUGCUCAAAAAAAAGAUUUUCUCCAGAUGCCAACGUGUAAACCGGGCUUCGUCGUCGGAAGAAGCUGCAAAUGCGAGUGCGCCAACAAGGACGACAGGAAUUUGUGCAUAGGUAUGGCGUGGACUUGUUCGUGUAGUUAGUGGGUGUUUGUCGAGACGACGACGAAGAAGAAGAAGAGGGCGACGUCGUCGAGGUGCCACUCAACGGCCAAGCACGACGUCUGAAACAUCGUCAUCGACAUCAUCGUCUUCAUCGACAGAGACAUGGGCAUGAAGAACGUCUGGAACAUCAGAAACAUGGUCAUCAUCACGGAAGUGAGCAAAAUCACCAGGAGCAUCAGAAUCCUGCCAGAAGACAUGAUACUCUUAGUCGACCUCAGAAUCAUGGUCAAACUGAAGAUCAACACCAGGAAAGUCACCGAGAAGGUCAGAAGCAUCAGAACCGUCGAAGACAUCCCGAAAAUCAUCAGGGAGGUCGGCACAUUCUGCAGGAUCAGAGUCAUGAAGAAGCUGGAGAUCAUCAUCAUGAAGAUCAUCAAAGAAGUCGGCAAAGGCAUCAGGAGCAUCACCGUCAAGGACAUGCUGUAGAUCAUAUCCAGAAAAGUGAGCAAGACCGACAGGAGCAUCAGAAUCAUAGAGACGCUGAAGAUCAUCACCAACACAGUCACCGAGAAGGUCAGAAGCAUCAUCAAAGAAGUCACCAAAGCCAUGCCAAGGAGCAUCACCAGAGAAGUCAGCAAGACCAACAAGAUCGCCAGGAAGAUUUCCAAGAAGAGCAUCACGGCGGGGUUCGUCAAAAGCGACAGGCUUAUCAAGAUGAGGAAGUUUCUCAUUAUCAACCCCAGAGAAGUCAGCAAGACCGACAGGAAAGUCUUCAAGAAGCUCAGAAGCGUCUGAAGGAUUAUCACGAUCUGAAAAGAAGCCAAGAGAAGGAGAAAAAACAGCAAGCUCUCCAAGAACCUCAGAAUUCUCGACAUGCUGCGGCUUAUCAGAAAAAUGUCCUGACUCGUCGGAAACGUCAGGUCGAAGAUGAACUUCUCCAGGCUCGGCAAGGUCAAGAGUUUCUCCAAGAGCAUCGCCGGGAAAGUCUUCAAGAAGCUCAAAAGCGUCUGAGUGAUUAUCACGAUCAGAAAAAGGAUCAAGAAAAGGAGAAGACCCAGCAGAAUGAUCAGAAAACCGACGUCAUCAGCCAGGUCGACCAGUGGCUCCGGGAGCAGCACCAGAGUCAAAAGCAACGUCGACUCGAAAGAAAUAAACCCUGAUCCUUUUGAAAGCCUUAUCUAAUAAAUUAAUUUGCCGAGUUUUGAGAACUUUCUAACGCCAAGGUUGUACCUAACGCUUCCUCUUCGCUAUCUUGAGUUCAACCAACUUUAAGGCAACCAAGUUUGGAACGAGCAGAGCUGCAAAUGUGAGUGCCGUCUGAAGUGCGCUUCCGACGCCCAUCUGAACGCCAAACGGUGCGAAUGCGUCUCCAGAAGACGUCAAUGGGUGGGUUGGCCUAGAAUAGUGCCGUAUUUGUUUUUUUUUAGAAAAACUCUUAGGAAGGCCAGAGUGGUCCUUAAAGGAAAACAGCCCCUAAAAGCCUAAAACUUUUUUCUAAAACGGGAAAAAAAUGCUCUUCAUUAGGCUGAAAAUGAGCAAGGAACGCCAGAGUGAUCUUUAUAGGGAUUAGAAAAAAACCGCCUGUAAAAAGUAAAAAAAAAGGUCUCUACUGGCUGGAAAGUGAGCAGGGAACACCAGAGGGAUCCCUAUAGGGAUUAGGAGAAAAACGGUCUCUAGAAAGGGAAAAGUGGUCCCUCGUGGGCUAAAAUUCAAAUGGUCCUUAUAGGGAUUUCGGGUCUAACCACUAAACCUUGAGUGGUCCCUUCAGGGGUCAUCAAAUUUUCAUUCAAAUUCAUGUUUCUUAUUAUAGGUUCAUAACAGAAAACGCCCAGUAUACACCCCUAUAAUGACCACUUUUGCAAGUUUCAGGGCUCCCUGGGGUUAGUUAAAGUGCUCUCCAGAGGCUUUAAGAUUACCCCUCUAGGGGCCACUCUGACGUUCCUAAGUCUGGCUAGAUGCCAUUUUAAUUAGAUUUACAAAAUCAGAGCAUAUAUCUAGCUUUUUCGGACUCUCUCUUCUUUUACAAAUCAUUUUUAGUUUUAAAAACGGGCUUUUCUGUUUCAGAAUGUGGAUUUAAACGAACUUAUUGUGUUAUUUUCGUUAAUAAGAGGCCAAAACGUUUCGAAAAGCGAACAAAUGAAAAUCUCUGGCCUGUCUGUGCUCUCUCGACUUCUCAGGGGUAUUUUCGUGUCUAUGAGCUAGUCACCUUUUGUUUGAAUCGAAAAAAAACGAAAAGUCUAGAAGAAGCCCUACCAGUUUAGAAAAAAAAACUUUCAUUUUGGUCUGUGUGCCACGACUUGAAAUUUCACGGAACGACAUUCCGAUGUUCCGCUGCGUGCGCUCGCGAAGCGUCUUUCGAAUCUAGGUCACGCUUUCAAUUGAUUGUUGUUGCUGUGGGAGCACAGGAAAGUAGAGAACCUUAAUAAAAGAAGAAAAAAAAGUUAAAAGCGCGACCGAGGUUCGCAAAGGCGCGCAGCUGCACAGCGGAAUGUCGUUUGGUGAAAUUCCAAGUCGUGGUACAUCGGCUAUAUCAAAAAAAUUCGAACUAAAUAUCGCCGUUUCAAGCACAAAAUAUUUGAAAAUAAAUGGUGUAGCUGAUGUUUGUCUAUAUGCGAGCGGUGGUAUGUUUAAUUCGCGACUAAAUUUCAAGCCCUUCGAUUUCAAAUGGAAUGGCUCAAUGCGUUGCGGUCACUUGCCGUGAUUGAAGUAAUUUCGGUGAUUUCAAAAUCGGCGCGUUAUUCUUUCAACGCGAAAUACACAAAACUAAAAACGUUUGGAAAUUUAGGUCCUAAAACGGUAUAGCUCCUACGCGAAAAACUCCAGUACCAUUUAGACAUUUAUUAACUAAAAUUUGAAUUCGUGCGUAAGUCGCCGUAUCGCCAAAUAUCUUUGUAGGAUUUACUUUUCUAACGGCAUCCGUAAUUCAAAUUUUGUAUUCAGAGAAAUAUUUAAAAUAAAAUAACGCGACAGUUUUGAAAUCGCCGUAAUUGCUUUGGAAUUGAAUUUUUGGGCGCCUCGCGGCCGCUUUGAGCCAUUCCCAUUGCGGCCCACCCAAAUUUUUAUUGGCAAAUCGAAUAUAGAGAAGAUUCUAUUUUUGAAAUGACGCAAUUUAAGAAAUUGGACUCUUCGACUUCCCGCUCCUACGCCCUCCCUUCCACAGACAUCGCCAGUCUCCCAAAACUUCGUGUCGCCGUUAUGGGCGGAAAUUAA
Messenger RNA from Caenorhabditis auriculariae, 4825 nucleotides. The record is from the annotation of a GenBank genome assembly. NCBI's taxonomy places the organism in Eukaryota, Metazoa, Nematoda, Chromadorea, Rhabditida, Rhabditidae.